CGCCGAGGUCGGCCCACCAGCGCCGGGGCCUCGAAACAUGGCUGCGGCGGGAGGCGCCGUCGCGGCGCCCGGCCCGGGCGGCCCCGCUCCCCGCCCCGCCGCGCCCUGAGCGCCCCCUCCCCCGCUUCCCCCGGGUCCCCCUCUCCAGGCAGGAAGAUGUCCAAGCCCCGCGCGGUGGAGGCGGCGGCGGCGGCGGCGGCGGUGGCAGCGACGGCCCCGGGCCCGGAGAUGGUGGAGCGGAGGGGCCCGGGGAGGCCCCGCACCGACGGGGAGAAUGUAUUUAUCGGGCAGUCAAAGAUCUAUUCCUACAUGAGCCCGAACAAAUGCUCUGGAAUGCGUUUCCCCCUUCAGGAAGAGAACUCAGUUACACAUCACGAAGUCAAAUGCCAGGGGAAACCAUUAGCCGGAAUCUACAGGAAACGAGAAGAGAAAAGAAAUGCUGGGAACGCAGUACGGAGCGCCAUGAAGUCCGAGGAACAGAAGAUCAGAGAUGCCAGGAGAGGUCCCCUGGCACCUUUUCCAAACCAAAAAUCUGAAGCAGCAGAACCUCCAAAAACUCCACCCUCGUCUUGUGAUUCCGCCAAUGCAGCUGUCGCCAAGCAAGCCUUGAAAAAGCCCAUCAAGGGCAAACAGGCCCCCCGAAAAAAAGCUCAAGGAAAAACGCAACAGAAUCGCAAACUUACAGAUUUCUACCCUGUCCGAAGGAGCUCCAGGAAGAGCAAAGCUGAACUGCAGUCUGAAGAAAGGAAGAGAAUAGAUGAAUUGAUUGAAAGUGGGAAGGAAGAAGGAAUGAAGAUUGACCUCAUCGAUGGCAAAGGCAGGGGUGUGAUUGCCACCAAGCAGUUCUCCCGGGGUGACUUUGUGGUGGAAUACCACGGGGACCUCAUUGAGAUCACCGACGCCAAGAAGCGGGAGGCUCUGUACGCACAGGACCCUUCCACGGGCUGCUACAUGUACUAUUUUCAGUAUCUGAGCAAAACCUACUGCGUGGAUGCAACUAGAGAGACAAAUCGCCUAGGAAGACUGAUCAAUCACAGCAAAUGUGGGAACUGCCAAACCAAACUGCACGACAUCGACGGUGUACCUCACCUCAUCCUCAUCGCCUCCCGAGACAUCGCGGCUGGGGAGGAGCUCCUGUAUGACUAUGGGGACCGCAGCAAGGCCUCCAUUGAAGCCUACCCAUGGCUGAAGCAUUAACCGGCCGGCCCUGCGCCCUCCCACCCCACCUUCCCUUCUUCAAAGGACAAAGUGCCCUCAAAGGGAAUUGAUUUUUUUUUUUUACACACUUAAUCUUAGCAGAUGACUUCAGAUGUUUUUAAAAAGUAUAUUAAGAUGCCUUUUCACUGUAGUAUUUAAAUAUCUGUUACAGGUUUCCAAGGUGGACUUGAACAGAUGGCCUUAUAUUACCAAAACUUUUAUAUUCUAGUUGUUUUUCUACUUUUUUUGCAUACAAGUCGAAUGUUUGUGCUUCCCGUGCAUGCAGUCCAAGACUCAGCACAGGUUUUAGAGGAAAGAGUCAAACAUGAACUAGGAAGCCAGGCGAGUCUCCUUUCUCCAGUGGAAGAGCCGGGACCUUCCCCCUGCACCCCGACGGCCAGGGACGGGGUGCGAGGAAGACGCUGCCUCCCAAUGGCCUGGACGGGAUGUUUCCAAGCUCUUGUUCUCCUAACGUCUCGACAGGCGCUCAUUGAAGUGUAUGAAUAUUUUUUAAAAGGUUUCGCAGUAAGCUAGUCUUCCCCUCUGCUUUCUUGAAAGCUUCCUGAGCCCCAGGCCCUGAGCACAGGCCAGGCUGGAUUUCCUCUUCCACAAGCUGCCGUCUUUCUGGGCACCUUGGAGCACCAGGGCACGAAAUCAAACUAGAUGUGGGCAGGGAGAGUGUUGCUUACCUGCCCUGCUGGGGCAGGGUUUCCUGAAACUGGGUUAAUUCUUUAUAGAAAUGUGAACACUGAAUUUAUUUUAAAAAAAUAAUAAAAAUUUAAAAAAAAAUCAAAAAGAAAAAAGAUUAAAAAAAACCACAGAAAACAACUUAAAUGUAUAUAGGUCUUGAAGUGAGUGAAGUGGCUGCUUUUUUUUUUUUUUUUUUGGCUUUUUGUAGAAGAGAUUGAGAAUGGUACUCUAAUCAAAAAUAAAGUUUUGUAGUGGGACCAGAAAUUAGUUACCUAACAUCCACCCCCAUUUCCCCGCAUCCUACUGGGGUUGAAAGUUCCAGACCUGCUGUUGAAGCCUUGUGUUUGACAGACACCUGGUGGCCCUCCUGUAAGGCCGCAGCCGUGAGCUGAGGUGUGAGCCUAGGAGCCCAGGACCCCUGACCCCAGCCACUGCUGCCAGCUUCAGAAAGGCACCCAGGUGUGCAGGGGAGCGCAUAGGGCCCAGCAGCCCCCAGGAAUCAAGGAUAGGGCUAAGGUUUUCACCUUGACUGUGAGGGUAGGAGGAAUAAGUGGCUGCCUCCUCCCUCCCUUCACAGAACUGAUUCUCACUCACUGUUCCUUCAGUCCAGGAGGCUGGGGCUCAGGAGCCGUGACCUGGUGUCUCCUGCCCACCCUGGUCCCAGGUAAAUGUGAAUGGAGACAGGUAUGAAAGCCUGUCCUCAUCUUUGAUUCCCCCCAACCCUGCCCCAGGCCUCACGACGGUGCUACCUAAGAAAGUCUUCCCUCCCACCCCCUCACUAGCCUGGUCAGUGGUCAGCGAAUUGGAUGAGGAUCCGACAGGAGUGUAAAUGUGAGAUACAAUGUCUUGAUUGUACCUGUUUGUGGUUUAGCUUUGUAUUUAAACAAACAAGGAAAUAAACUUGAAAAUUAUUUGUCAUCAUAAAAAUGAAGCAAAAAUUAAAAUAUUUAUUGCCAGGCAA
Sapajus apella (tufted capuchin) is the source of this 2848-nucleotide messenger RNA. It is a transcript of the gene KMT5A, whose product is annotated as lysine methyltransferase 5A. The transcript is spliced from 7 exons. NCBI's taxonomy places the organism in Eukaryota, Metazoa, Chordata, Mammalia, Primates, Cebidae. The record is from RefSeq and is a predicted model, not a curated record. Gene Ontology annotation, molecular function: histone H4K20 methyltransferase activity; protein binding. Bases 157 to 1197 code for a protein of 346 amino acids.